Messenger RNA from Porites lobata, 5874 nucleotides. The record is from the annotation of a GenBank genome assembly. NCBI's taxonomy places the organism in Eukaryota, Metazoa, Cnidaria, Anthozoa, Scleractinia, Poritidae.
AUGAGUUUACAGGUGAUCAAUCAGGUACUUCUACCUUUCUAUGCCGUGGUUGUACUGUUCGGUAUCCCAGGUAACGUUCUAUUUAUUGCAGUGGUUAAAAGAACACGUGUCAUGCACUCAACAACAAACUUUUUGCUUGCCAAUAUCGCUAUUGCUGAUAUUAUUUCUCUAAUCGUCUGCAUCCCUGGGGUGAUACUGCAAUUUAUUGACCAUCCAAAGGGGGAUCUUGGCAGUUUCCUCUGUAAAUUUGUUACCAUGCACCACGUCGCUGGAGUAACGCUGCUAGUCUCUGGUUUUACACUGACGGUUAUAUCGGUUGAUAGGCAUAACGCUCUGCUUCGACCAAUGGACGAAAAUAUACGUCUUCGAAAGAAACAUGUUAAAUUUGCUAUUGGCCUUAUUUGGAUCUUCUCUACUGCGCUUGUGAUACCACUUUUUGUCAAACAGCACUACGUAGAGGAGGUAAAUAAUUGUCAUAUGAACUGGAAAGCAACAACUUCUAAGGCUUACUGGGGAAUAUUGGCAGUUCUGGUAAUGCUUUCGUUACUGGUAAUGUCAGUGUGUUAUUUUCGCAUUGUGAAGAGUAUUUUAAGUAAAGAGUUGUUGGCAGAAAACAGGCAAGAAGGGAGUACACCAAUGUGGGAUGAAGACAACAAGAGUAAACGGAAACUGGUCAGGAUUUUAGUCAGUGUUACUGUGAUUUUCAUCAUGUGCUUUGUUCCAUUUACAUGUGUUUCGGCAAUGAAAAUUUCAACAAGUACACUGUCUUACAAAGUGCCGUAUUUUUUAGUGUAUUUUAGCUGCUCAGUAAAUCCUGUGGUGUAUAUAAUUCAGAGUUCCAAUUACCGGACGGGUAUAAAGUAUCUCUUUGCCAACAGACGCAGAGUUCAUGCAAUAAAAGAAAGUAUCAUCUUGUCCGCACAUGUUCGCACAUCUAAGCCUCUUUAAUGUGCUGGCCGGAGACAAGGAAUAAAACAACGUUUGUUUUACUCGUGAAUGCCUUGCCAGUUUUGUUGUGGGAGUGACGUGUUGAGCCGAUGGUUUCUCAGUUAUACAGCGAGCAAUAAUUGAACCCAUUAUUUUUACCGCGCUCGUUAGCUGCUGAUUCAAAUUCAUAAGGGAAAGGGAAUUUGUUGGAAGAGCAAGUCACAACGCAUCAAGGGCCGACCUAAGUGACCUAAAAUUUAAAGUUAUCGGCCUACAUCCUACCGCCGAGUUAUCAGUGUAAAAAUCUUAGUGUAACGUCUGCCCGGACUCUAAUUAUUCAACAACUGAAGCAGAUUCAGUACGCUUUGGAUGAAAUAUAAAAAUCACGAUGUCUUAACCUUAACUUUGUUAGUGUGACUCUUUAAUUGUUUGUUAGUUUUAUCUCUACAUUCUUUAAUUCUUCAAAAAUUCCAAAAUUGUUGCUCUAAUAGAAACGGUAACAGUGCAACAAUUCGAACAAUAGCCGUAUUUAUACUUGGGACGUUUAAGACGUCUCGGUAUAAAUACGGGAAAUAAGGCACACGCAUUAAACGUCAGGGCCCGGUUCCUAGAAUGAUGGUCAAGUUUAACCUAGGAUUAAGCGAAAUUUUAAGCACGGUUUUCUUGCUAAGAGCAUGUAACUCAAGCUUACACAAUACUGUUGAGCCUUCCCUCUGAGACAUGGUAAUGAUUUACACAAAAUGUUACUCUAAGCAAUGCAUAGGAAGGUAAAUACAAAAAGAAGAACAAAAUCUUAAUCCUGGAUUAGCGCUAACCGACCUCUCAGGAACCGGGCCCAGACGAAUAAAACGUCUGAAGUUAAGUGCGUCCGCUCGACGCACUUAACAGAUGAAUUAGUCGUCUCAGACUUUUAAGACGUCUAGUAUAAAAACGGGACGCACUUUACGACGCACUUAACAGUCAGACGUUUAAUGCGUCUGGACGUUUAAGACGUCUUCUAGUAUAAAUACAGCCAAUCAUGAUGGCACAACAAUGUUGCAACUCUGUCUUGCGCAGAAAAUUGAUGGUACGAAUCCUCCCGUGUAUGUAACAUCGCCGUUACUCAGUCCUAAAGGGGUGUCAGUAAAACGCGGGGUCAGGGUCGAGGCCGGGGCCGGGGCAGGGAUUGGGGUCGGGGUCUAUCCUGUUUUAAAGAAUAUUAUUUUAGGGUUAGGGUUAGUGUCAACCCUUACCUUUACCCUAACCCCCGCCUAAAACAGCAUUCUUUAAAAAAGAUAGAGCCCAACCCUGCGUUUUACUGACACCCGUCCUGACUCCUGAAGCAGGUACAAAACCUUCGAUUGACAGCAUUUCCUUAUUUCACAGUGCAACAGUAGAAGGGCUGAGAUAAAGUCCAGACGUCAACUUCUUAUUAUUUUGGCAACACUAAAUUAGUUAUGGAGAAUACUGUAUAAAUGAUCUGAGUGUUUCCACCCCUGGGACAUUGUCCGCGUAUAAUUGCCCUGUAUAUAUAUAUAAGUAAGAGAUGUUUAAUCCGGAUGAUUUCUAUGUCUGCCGAUGUCUUUAUUUUUUGCAACUAAAAAGGUGUAUUUCCCACUUUAAUAUCUUAACCCGCUUAACACUUGUAUAAGUGUUGUAUCCCGUUUAUACGGACACUUUCUAUGGAUCCAUCAGUAUUCCCCGACCAUUUAACUCUUGACGGAUUUCGGGUCAUCAAGAAUUUUUUUUUUCUAUGGAUCCAUUUUUUUUUCCUUUUUUCCCAUAAGUAAUUUGAUAUCCGACAAGCGCUUGCACACCCACCCCCCCAGUCGGCCCCUUAUCGAGGUUCCUCUAGCGAUUGUGUCACAUGAUUUACGUCAAGGGAUUAGCAUAAUGUAUAGUGCACUGCAGCUAUUAGCAUUUCUUAGUGUUGAGUCACGCUUCAGAUACGACUUCGCGUACCUGUAUUUUCAGUUUGAAAUUGCUGCUACUUGCGAUGUAAAAAGGGCCGAAAAAAUUCGAGAAUGGUAGGUAUUUCAGUCACAGGUUAUUCCUGUCAUCCUUUCCUAAGCAAUAUUUCUAAGACAUUUUUUCCUGUGCUCGUUAUCCUAGCCAAUAUCCCUGAAAAUAAAUACACGUACGAAGUUUAAAAUAGAAAGCUCCUUUUUCGAGUCACAAUUCGGCAGUUGAUUAACUAAUCCGUUGCGAAAAUUAUGAAGUUUCCCAUUAACAUAUUGACGAUACGAAGAGCUGAAUUGAGCAAGGUACUGAUUCAUGUUGAGCUACUACCUUUUGCUUAUUCAGGAGACUUAUUACAAUAUAAAAACACUGAUAAAAAUUAUGCAUCCAUUCGCAGUUGUUCUUUUGUCCAUUCAUUCAUUGCAUGAUCAAGGAGAUAACACUCUCUGAGAUCUGCACAAUUCUUCAGAUUAUACGAAAGCCAAAUCCAAUAAUUUCUUUAUAAUUCAUCCAAAAUAAUUCAUACUAUAAAAAUUUACUUUUUAACUCCCGAUGUUAAGUUCCCGUUUGCUGAUUUGCGUGAUUUGAAUGUUUAAUUAAGCAGAUCUUCUGUAAUUAAUAGUAUAGCUAUCACCUGCAGAGUUGUGUUGUUGUUGUUCUUGCUAAGUUGCUCGGCAGUAGUUUGGCCAUUUAAACCCUAUUUCUUUUUCGUGCAACGAGUGACAAUUUCCGCCAUUUUCUCUAGCUCUACCAAAAGUAAACGCAGCCUCGUGCCCAGGGUUUCUCGCCAACCCUCUCUUCUGGCGACAUAUAUCUGAUCUAUGGGAUCGGCGCAAAGCCGUCUUUAAUAACCCUGGCGUUCGAUAUAUUAAAAUCCUAAUAUGGCUGUGAGGCUUUAGGGAGAAAAUUGUGAUUUUUUUUCACGACUCCAUUGUCUCGCAAUUCCCGGAAGAGACUUGGGCACAAAGAAAAACAAACCAAAUGUAGGGAUGUUUUCAUGCUUUGGAUAAAAAUCCUAGUUGUAUAGCACUGUUCCUUAAGAAGACCAUCUUUGUCAGCCGAAAUAUUGGCGUGAUCAAAUGUUUCCUUUAGCUUGCGUGACCGGUUAGUUGUGAUAUAACGCGCAAGGGGAACACGCGCGCGCGUGUCCUCGAAAUUCCUCCCAAGAAAAUUACAACCGGCGACGCCUAGCUGCUACACAGGGAGUUUCCUUUUGCCGUAAAACCAGCCUUUUAAUUAAAAUAGUUUAGUGUCGAUUUGUAUGGAAAUAUAUAUAAUGUCUGCUAAUUAAGUAUCAAGAGAAGUAAUUUUGCAUCCAUAAAAAAUCCCUCCAAAGCUGUUUUGUUUUGUUUUUUUUGUCAGCCAUUGAUUUACGUUUAGUUUCUAAUUUAAAAAUUUCUGUUUUAUAUCUUGAUGUUUUUAGGAGUAUUUUACUAACUUGAGGAUCCAUUGAGAAGCAUAAAUGCUAAUCGUAUAACUUGGAAACAAAUUGUCUUGAAACUCGCCAAGUGUACAAUGUUCAUAGUUAUAGUCUUUGCCAUCGUUGUAUUGUACAUCCUAUUAAAAGCAGCCACUUGCUGGUCAGAACCACAGAACCUGCCUCCUGGAGAAUGUUGGUUUCCAUUUCGAGCAAUCUUUAAUCGAUCUGAGAUCACUGCACCAUGCGAAAGGCUGAUGGAAAUGGCUAAGGUUUACGGCGAUGUUUUUACCAUAAAACGAGGAAGACAGAUAUCAGUUUUCAUCAACAACAUUUCUGUUGCAAAGAAAGCACUACAAAAUAAGGGAAAUGAUUUUGCUGGAAGGGCUUACUCUCAGGCGUGUGAUCUUCUCACGCAAGGGAGGAUGGGAUUUAUAAACGGUGACUUUGACUCCACCUUGGAACUUCAUAACAAGGUGUUAAAGUUGGCAUUGCAUAUGAUCACAGACACGUGUUUUUCGUUGUCUUUAGAAAAGAAAAUCAGCAAAGAAGCAGAUUUCCUUGUGGAUCGAUUCAAAGAGGCCAUGAACGAACCAUUUGAUCCAAAAUACAAAGUUUAUCUCGCUGUCGUAAACGCAUUCUCUGCUAUUCUAUUUGAGAAAAGAUACAAAAUUAACGAUCCCGAAUUUUAUGAGGUUGUUGAGCUAAAUAACCGUCUCAGAAAAAUUUCUAACAAUGCAGAAAUUUUAGAUAGGUUUCCUCUCUUGCGAUUUUUCCCUGUAGACUUGGUUAACGAUGUGAGCGAAGUCAUUCGCUCCAGCGACCGGCUUUUAAAGAAUAAACUUAGGGAACAUCGUUCUACGUUUAUGAACGAUAACAUCCGGGAUUUUACAGACGCGUUGCUGAAGGCCUUCAGCCUUAUGGAUAGUGGUAUGUCUCGUAUGAAAGCAAAUCAGGUAUUGGACGAUGACAACUUGAUAUUAAUGAUCAUGGAUGUAUUCUUUGCUGGAGUCGACCCAGUAUCAGCAACAUUGUCGUGGGUUAUUGCACAUCUAGCAAGCCAUCCUCACGUCCAGGCUAAAUUACACCUUGAACUGGAUGCUGUCAUGGGCAGUAAUCGUCACCCAAGUCUGAGUGACAGAUCUCGUUUGCCGUAUUUGCAAGCGGUGAUGUACGAAACCCUCCGACUUGCUUCGCCUGUGCCGCUUAGCUUACCACACAAAGCAGUCACAGACUCGAGCCUUCAGGGUUUCACGAUACCUAAAGGCUGUUCCGUUAUUUUCAACUUCUGGGCUAUGCACCACGAUGGACGACAGUGGGAGAAUCCUUACCAAUUCAGACCUGAGAGAUUCAUUGAUGCUCAAGGGAACCUUCUACCUCUGCCCUCGCUAAGCUUUCUACCGUUCGGUUGUGGAUCUCGAAGAUGUUUAGGCCAAUCUUUGGCUAUGAUAAAAUUUUUUCUAUUUUUUUCGCGUCUCGUCAGUGAAUUCAAGUUCAGUGUGCCCCCUGGAUGUGACCGCCCCAGCAUGCUUGGUACCACCACCGUCGUACGAGAGCCCAGACCUUUCCGAGUAUUUGUCACUUUAAGAUAA